Messenger RNA from Osmerus eperlanus (European smelt), 2013 nucleotides. RefSeq names its product receptor (G protein-coupled) activity modifying protein 2 (gene ramp2). Gene Ontology annotation, cellular component: signaling receptor complex; cell surface; membrane. Lineage: Eukaryota; Metazoa; Chordata; Actinopteri; Osmeriformes; Osmeridae. Bases 559 to 1077 code for a protein of 172 amino acids. Gene Ontology annotation, molecular function: coreceptor activity. Gene Ontology annotation, biological process: intracellular protein transport; protein localization to plasma membrane; angiogenesis. The record is from RefSeq and is a predicted model, not a curated record. The transcript has 4 exons.
AAUUAACCCAAAUUUGAGACAUCUGCAUUGCAAACCCAUGCACUGUCAUGAUUACAUCCAUGUCUGAACACCUCAGCUCUAAAUGUUUACUUAUGUUUCCUAUUUGGCAGAGGCAGCCCUGGAGGCAAAUAAAUCACAAGCUGCCAGUAGGCCAGGCCUUGCACUGUGAGAAAUUGAGACUAAAAAGCAGAACAAGAAUGAAAGAGUAAAGGGUUUUCAGAUGUGAGUCCAGCCCAGCUUGGGUGUGCUCCCUUUUAUUUGAGAGAGAGAGAGGAGGACAAUCUGUUGCGCCUCCACCCCUUUAAAAGUCAAGACAAUUCGAAAGAACCGUGUGUUUUAGACGUUUUAUUUCACUGCCAAGUCGAGCAGACAGACAGGGCAGACAGAACCUCGGGGAACAUCUGGUAACCGCGGGUAACACCGAUAGGACAUCUGGUAACUGAGGGGCUGCACUGCGUCUAGCUUCUACACGGUCGAGUUUCCUGUUAUGCCUCGCAGUGCGCGGUGUUAUAAGUUUAGACUCCUUCUAAAUGGUCAUCAUUUGGAGCGAAUGUGUCUAUGCUCCUUUUCUCUGACAUGAGGGGAGCGUUCGGUUUCUUUUGGCUGUUCCUUUCCGUCCUGUAUGAUUCCAGCCAUGGAGAUAGUGACUUCAAGACAAGAUGUUGGAAAAAGAACUAUACUUACUGUGAAAAGUACUGUGAAUACUGUGCUAACAAAACACUAGAGGAUUGUUAUUCUCUAUUUUUGGAUCACUAUUACUUAAUAUUUGUUCAGUCCAUGACUCUGCUUAACAGUACUGAAUGGUGCAUCUGGAACAACGUGAGGAGCCACUAUAACCAUUUCACCUUGGGCACAGAGAAUUCAGCCGACUGCAUGCAGAUCCCCUGGCCUAACUCCCAGGUGGAGCACUACUUUGUGGAGAUCCACUCCCUUUUCUUCAAGGACUGUCCCACAGAGGCAUUGAGUGACCCCCCUCCCGGCAUCGUCUUUGCCCUGGUGAUGACCCCCAUCUGUCUUAUCCCUGUCAUGGUCAUUCUGGUGGUGCUCAAAACCAAGAACGGAGAUGGGAGCUCCUGAUAGGCUGCUCACCCCCUCCCCCCCCCUCCCAGCAGGCUCUGUACACCCCUGCCCAUGCUGCCCAUGCACAGCCAUUGAUCCGUUCGCUGAUUACACAAACGCACAAAAGCAAAACCAACCGACAAACUGCAGAAAACGAGUUAGCGCUGAUAGGCUGCUCUCCCACAAUGCCUCACGUCAACAUUCUCCCGCUGUUCUUAGUUCAUCUGCUCUCCCAGACGGUGUUUCCCCCGGCUGCGCUGGACUGAUCCAUGACCCAUGAGAUUACUUUACACCCCCCCCCCCCCCAUUACACCACUGAAUGCCCUGAAGUAAGGAUGUCUGAAGAUGCACUGAUACUGUAGUAGGUUUUGUGCCAUAUGGACAUGUUGAUUUUAGGAUUUAGCGUUGUAGGAUUAAAGAGUCCCCGGAUAUGCAAUGUUAAAUUUCCUUUGUUUAAAUAUUACUUGAGUUUCUGUCAGGUUUUGGUUGUGUAAAAAAUCGAAACUAUGGUUCAAUGACAUCCCUUUCUUAUUCAUUUAGGCUGCUCAAGGAAAUGUGUGUCAGAGUGUUUCAACUAGUUGACAAUCGUUCCAGAUACGUGACCUAACAAUGUUUUUAUUGGUUAUUUAACAUAAUCUAUUCCAUGUUAGGUGGAUAUAAUGACAAAAGCUUGGUCAAGCUGGAUGGACUGAAAACAGGCAUUUUGUGGUAGAAUGUCUAUAGGCUGAUGAGAAAAGUUAUGGGCCUUGGAUUGCUGGGCAUUCAGACUUGACAUGUGAGAAGGACAAAGCCAUUUUGCUGGCAGAAUUUGACUUCAUUUACUGUACUGCAUCUCAUCCUCAGGAUACAGAGGCAUUUUUUUUACAACCACGAAUACACAACCUAAAUAGUGAGUGUAUUUAUGUAUAUAUGUAUGCGUGAGCACAGAUCUAAUUGAGAUGUGCCCUUUUUAAC